Endocarpon pusillum Z07020 is the source of this 2430-nucleotide messenger RNA. RefSeq lists its product as uncharacterized. Gene Ontology annotation, molecular function: hydrolase activity. Bases 1 to 2430 code for a protein of 809 amino acids. Lineage: Eukaryota; Fungi; Ascomycota; Eurotiomycetes; Verrucariales; Verrucariaceae. The record is from RefSeq and is a predicted model, not a curated record. The transcript is spliced from 2 exons.
AUGCCUUUGAACGGUGUCACUGUUGCCGCAGCUGUCGCACCCACUGUUAUAGAGACGUACAUUUCACAUUACCUCUAUCGUAAGCCACUUCAUCAGAAGCCAACCGCCCAUAUAUCCUACCACGAAGGCUUGCGCCUCAUCCGCGCGUUUCUAGAGUUUGCGUCUCAUCAUACUGUUGAAGACGUUCAAGCAUUUACAUCGCAAUGGGUUCCCAAUCCUCGAUGGGUCAAGGUCGACCAGGUGGUCAUUCCUACAGAAACCAUCACAAAGGCUGCAGACACUCUGAUAAGCCAAUUGGGCGCAAACGGCGUCGCAAAAGUAGGUGGAUGCAAAUGGUGGCAAUGGCGCCGUAACGACGCCGAAUUGAGAGCUGAAUGGAUCGAGAUGCGUGGUGACUAUGCACAAAGGCAGCGCAGGGGAGGGAAGGGCAGGAGGGUCAUGCUCUACAUCCAUGGCGGCGCAUACUUCUUUGGGAGCGUGGACGAACACCGUUAUCAGAUGCAGAGACAUGCGCGGAAACUGAGAGCUCGAGUCUUUGCUCCGCGAUAUCGUCUCGCGCCACAAUACCCGUUUCCAUGCGGGCUGCAUGAUUGUCUUGCAGCAUAUCUCUACCUGCUGACUGUGCAGGAGCCUGAAGAGAUCAUACUUGCCGGCGAUUCAGCUGGAGGUGGUAUGAUCGUGUCAAUGCUUGUUACACUUCGUGAUCAGGGACUACCGCUCCCAGCUGGCGCUGUACUGAUAUCUCCCUGGGCCGACCUGACCCACUCCUUCCCCAGCGUUACAGGCGAAAGUGGGUUAGAUUAUAUACCAGCCCGAGGCUUCAUGCAGAAGCCCUCUGCAUCGUGGCCUCCACCAAACGACGACGAGAUAGAAAAAGUUGGACGAGGACAAUCUGCUGCGGAAGACCUUCACAAUCCUGAAGCUGAAGCGGUGAAGAGAUUUGCCGUCCGACACCACAUUGCGGUGGAGACGAAUACCACGGCAGGGCUGCCAAUGGCCCCUGUGUCUGAUAGAGAUGGCCAUCUGGCCGACACCGCUCCAGGUCGUGGAGACCACCUCUCUAUCGAACUAGACGGGAAACUAGUCAUCUUGAAAGAUCAAAUUCAAUUGUACACCACAAACCAACUCUUAUCACAUCCACUUGUUUCUCCUGUCCUCCAACCGUCGCUGGGUGGUCUUCCACCCCUUCUGAUCCUGACUGGUGGUGGUGAAAUCCUCCGCGACGAACAAAUAUACCUUGCCCACAAGGCCGCAAAUCCAGGAAAAUACCCCCUAAGCUCCAUCCAUCAACCCGAACAUGAUCCCAAUAAUGCAAUUCUUGGCAGAUACCCAUCGACAGACGUCCAACUACAAGUCUGGGACGAUCUCUGCCACGUCGCCCCCACUCUUUCCUUCACCCGGCCCGCCAAAUUCAUGUACCGUAGCAUUGCUCAAUUCAGUGCUUGGGCACUUGCACGUGCUCAAAGUCGCUCCAUUGAGAUCACGGACGAUGAUGAUGUCUCUGUUAUUUCCUCUGGGUCAGAAAGUGACUCUAGCACAGUCCCUGAUCUAGAUCACACCCAUGCCCAGAAUGAUGUAGAGGUAGCCCAUGUCGGACGAGCGGGCGAUCCGCUUCCCGCUUUCAAGAACCACAUGAUCCGACAACGAGUUGAUAGGCAUGGUGUCAUCUACAAUAUGGCCCCUGAAUCUGAUAUACCCGCACUUCAGAUACCGGCUUCAGAGGUAGGGGUCAUCAAGCCCGGUCCUGUCCGGAAAUGGCUUGCAGCGAAGAAGGAAUGGGACACACGGUAUGCUUCUGAGAAGCGGAAGGUGCAAAAGACAAGGAUUCAAGAGAUGAAGGAGGGUGGGUUUGAGUUGUUUGGAGAUGCGGAGCGUCCGCCGCCCAGUGCUCUAGCCGGGAGGAGGAAAAAAGGGGGGAGAGAAGGCAAGAAAGAGAGGAGGAAGAAGAGUUGGGGCAUGAUGCUCUGGAGUUUGUGGGGGAGCAAGCAUGAUGAGAGUACGAUUAAGAGGGAAGAAGAGAUGAUUGGUGCUGAAGAGGACCAUGAUGCUAUCGCGAUGGUGACAACGAAUGGUGCUCUAUUGAGUGAAGACGGGAUGUCAGAAAACCCACAGCACAAGGCGGAAAGACCGAGAGCGACAAGCACCGGCUCACGGCCCAGAGCAAGAAGAAAGUCAACCAUGAAAAGUGGCAGAAGUGAUACGGGACAUGACCCAUCGAAACCGAGAACGCGAAGAAGAACCGUCAGCGUGUCGGAUCAAGGCCAAACAGAAGGAAGUGUUCAUGAGUUUCGGCGAAACUGCGAACUGGAAAAGAACGACAGAACUGAUAUCGCUGGGGAUGGGGCAUCUAGCGACGGAUUCCUGUUAUCACCAACCUGCUCCCCUAGGCAGAAAAGCCCUGGCCCUGGCCCCAUGACACCGGACCCCUGA